CCGCCGCCCACGCCCACGCCGCCGCCCUGCUCCCCGGCCGCGCCCACCGCUCCCCCAUGACCACGACGGGCGCCCACGAUGAAUGGAUACCCCUACUCGUCCCAGCUGGACCUGGCCGCCGACAUGGGCGCCUACGGGCCUGCCGGCACCGAGGGGCAGUCGCUCGAUGACAUCGUCUCGCAGAACGACAAGAACCGCCGCCAGAGCGCUCCGGUCUACGCGCGCCAGCCCCAGCAGCAGCAGCAGCAGCAACAACAACACCAACAACAACACCAACAGCAGCAGCAGCAGCACCAGAUGCACCUGGCCAGCCCGACGCGCACCAUGUCGCUGAUGAGCUUCGGCAACAACGGCGCCACCAUGGACGACUUUGCCUUCGACAUGACCAGCGCCGCCGGCAUGGACAACAUGAUGCGCGCCAACGCCUUCCCGCGGCCCAACGGCGACGGCGACCUGGCCAUCAAGACGCAGUUCUCCACCGCCGCCUCGCCAUUCACCAGCAUGGCCGCGCCGGGGUCCAGCUACGCCUCGCCCAUCCACGCGACCACUGACCUGGACAUGAUGAGCCCGUACCCCGGCAACAUGAACAUGUCGCUAGACAUGGACGACUCACUCAACAUGAUGCAGACCGACAUGCACAUGUUUGGAAAUAAUUUCAACACGCAGAUGAUGGAGUCGCCCGUCAACGCCAACAAUGCGCCCAUGAACGCCAACAACGCCAACAACACGCCCAUCAACCGGGGCGAGGACUUCAUCGGGCCGCUGCCUGCGCCCCAGCGAGACGGCAGCAUGGUUGGCCAGCACCAGGGCCAGCACCAGGGCCAGCACCAUCAAGCGCAGCACCAAAACCAGCACCAGCACCAAUUCAACAUGCAGUCGCAGAACCAAAAUCAAACCCACAGCCACUUCACGACCCCGUCCAUGAGUAAUACGCCAGACGGCCGGUCGGUGCCCUCGCUCCCCAGCGGUCAGAACAGCCAGCCGGACCAGAGCCGAUCCAGCAGAGAGCAGAGCCAGCAGCGCCCAGAUACCAACAACAACAGCACACCGACCCAGCUGAGUCUGGCAUCGCUCGAGAACCAGCGUCCGAUCGCACAGAACCCGGCCCAGACUCUGUCCAACGAGAGGCUCGAAAAAAUUAAAAGCUUGAAACUGCCCUGGGCAGAACCCUCGGGCGGCUUUCCCUCCUCCAUGCACGCCAAACCGCACAUGCAGACACAGUUCAAGAACGCCUACUCUUCGUCUGGUUUCGACAUGCUGGGCGUCCUCAUGCGCGUAGCCACACGGCCCGAUCCGCAAAUCGACAUUGGGUCCGUGGACCUGUCGUGCGCCUUUGUCGUGUGCGACGCCGACAUGGACGACAUCCCGAUUGUGUACUGCUCCGAAAACUUCGAGCGCCUCACCGGCUACACCAGGCACAUGAUUCUCGGGCGGAAUUGCCGCUUCUUGCAGUCGCCCGACGGCAAGGUCGAAGCCGGCAUCAAGCGCAACUACUGCGACGACGACUCGGUGCUCUACCUGAAGAACACCAUCAGCGCCGUGACGGAAGCACAGAUCAGCCUGAUCAACUACAGGAGAGGAGGGCAGCCGUUCAUGAAUCUGCUGACCAUGAUUCCCAUCUCGUGGGAGCCUGGUGGCAAGGUCAAAUUUUUCAUCGGAUUCCAGGUCGAUCUCGUCGAACAGCCCGGCGCCAUGACAAACAAGAACGCAGACGGAUCGUAUAGAGUCAAUUACCAACGCGGCAUGUCCAUGCCAAGCUAUGUCUUCAACGACGCGUCUAAGCCGCAACCGGAACAGGGUCAGACCAUCUCCAAGGAUGAGGUUUCGAAUGUGCUUGCCUCGUACACCGGCACAGGCGACUCGGAAAUCACGCGCCGCAUCUGGGACAAGGUGCUGCUCGAAAACACAGACGACGUCGUGCAUGUCCUGUCGCUUAAGGGGCUGUUCAUGUACCUGUCGCCGUCCAGCAACCGGAUACUGGAGUACGACCCGAGCGAGCUUGUGGGGACGGCUUUGUCGUCUGUCUGCCAUCCCAGCGACAUUGUGCCGGUGACAAGAGAACUCAAGGAGACUAGUAAUGGUGGGUCUGUCAACGUCGUGUUCCGCAUUCGGAGAAAGAAGAGCGGGUACAUGUGGUUCGAGGGGCACGGCUCGCUGCACACCGAGCAGGGCAAGGGCCGCAAGUGUAUCAUCCUCGUCGGCCGCGAGCGUCCGGUGUACACACUGAGCAAGUCGAUUGUCCGCGAGUCCGGCGGAAUUGGCGACAACGAGCUGUGGACGAAGAUGUCGACGUCGGGCAUGUUCCUGUUCGUGUCGUCGAACGUGCGCCAGCUGCUGGACCGCCAGCCCGAGGAGCUUGUCGGGACGAGCAUCCAGACGCUCAUGCGACAGGAUUCGAAGAUAAGCUUUGGGCGCAUUCUCGAGCUCGUGAGAGGCGGGCGGAAGGGAGAAGUCAAACACGAGAUGAUCAACAAGAGAGGACAGGUGCUACAGGCUUUUACUACCAUCUACCCCGGCGACGCCACCGAAGGCCACAAACCGACCUUCGUCGUCGGACAGACUCGCUUGUUGAAGUACUCCAGGAACAGCAACGGCCAGCGUCCCUCGAUAUACCAGACCAAGGACACCAGCUCGCAGAGCGCGCUGCAGCCACGCUUCAGCAGCGCCUCGCCCAUGCCGCAGUCGCUGUCCGGCGCCGGCUCGAUGAUCGCCUCGCCCAACCCGCACUUCAACACCACCGAAGCCAACGGCACCACCUUUGCCGGCCACGACGGCCUGACCAUCGGGCACCAGGACCACAGCCUCGCCUCCGACGACAACGUCUUCGACGAGCUCAAGACGACGCGCAGCACCAGCUGGCAGUACGAGCUGCGCCAGAUGGAGAAGCGCAAUCGCUAUCUCGCAGAGGAGGUCCAGAGCCUGCUCGCCGCCAAGAAGAAACGCAAGCGCAGAAAGGGCGCGGGGCAGCUGCAGAAGGAUUGUGCGAAUUGCCAUACGCGCACGACGCCCGAGUGGCGUAGAGGGCCCUCUGGGAAUCGCGAUUUGUGCAAUUCGUGCGGGCUGCGCUGGGCUAAGCAGCAAGGGCGCGUCUCCCCCCGCACCUCCUCCGCCGCCUCCGACAAGAGCAAGAAGAGCAACACCUCGCCCCUGCACACCGUGCAGACCCAGUCCAGCAUCCCCGAUCCGCCGUCCGCGAGCCAGGCGGGCCUUGCAGGCCAGUCCGGUCUCGCCGGCCAGAGCCAGCCGGGCUCGAAACGCACGCCCGAGCACGCGGGCAUCGAGGACAGAAGCGGCGUCAAGCAUGCCAGGCCCGAGGGCGCGCUGGGGUUCGCGGUGCCGGAGAAGAUCGAGGAGGAGUGAGCACGUCACUACUCUGCCUGCCUUCUGUUUUGCGUUUUCCGUUUGACGAUACCCCUGCCCUUGCAAAUCUUCUUCU
This is a messenger RNA of Boeremia exigua, 3436 nucleotides long. RefSeq names its product white collar-1 transcript variant 2. NCBI's taxonomy places the organism in Eukaryota, Fungi, Ascomycota, Dothideomycetes, Pleosporales, Didymellaceae. Gene Ontology annotation, cellular component: nucleus. Gene Ontology annotation, molecular function: protein binding; sequence-specific DNA binding; zinc ion binding. The transcript is spliced from 3 exons. Bases 79 to 3360 code for a protein of 1093 amino acids. Gene Ontology annotation, biological process: regulation of DNA-templated transcription. The record is from RefSeq and is a predicted model, not a curated record.